Messenger RNA from Plasmodium gallinaceum, 594 nucleotides. Its product is annotated as conserved Plasmodium protein, unknown function. The record is from RefSeq and is a predicted model, not a curated record. Bases 1 to 594 code for a protein of 197 amino acids. The transcript is spliced from 3 exons. NCBI's taxonomy places the organism in Eukaryota, Apicomplexa, Aconoidasida, Haemosporida, Plasmodiidae.
AUGAAAAUUUUCUUUUUAUUUUUUUUAUGUAUUUUUUUAAAAAAUGUGAUUUGUUAUAUAAAGGAAUUAAGUUUUCAAGAAUUUCAAAAAAUGUUAACAGUAGAAAAAAAUAAUCAGAAGAAAAAUUAUGUUUUAGAUAGUUCAUUAAAUUAUAAAAAUGUAAAAUUUUUUCAAGAUUAUCUAUACAUACAAACAAAUAACGAUUUUAUUCUUUAUAUCUAUGCCAAAUGGGAUACUGACUCAAAUAACUUAAUAACAGUUUUCAGAGAAGUAGCAAGAGUAUUAAAUGAAAAUAAAAUAAAAUUAGAUUUUUACAUUUUUAACAUAGAUAAAGUGAAAGAUCUUUGUAAUUUCUUGAAUAUCACUACCUUACCUUUAAUAUUAUAUGUUUCAUCAAUUCAUAAAAAAAAAUAUAACUCUUUACUUUAUAAAGUUUUCAACUCAAGUAAAGAUGUAAAAAUAAGCAAUGCAUUCAAAUACAAUGGUGAUAUGUAUUGUUACGAUCAUAUAGCAGAGUGGAUUGAGGCGCAUUAUUAUUUUACAAAAAUGAUUACACGAAUUAAAUAUUUAUUCUACGGAAAAAAUAAAAUGUGA